ACAGUUUUUUCUUUUUUUUUGAUUGCAAAUGAAAUACACUUUAGAAGGCAGCAAUGCGCGCGUUAUUGCAAAGGCCGUGCAGUCCCUUUCCAAAGUGGGCAAGGAAAUGUUCAUCGAGAUCGAGCAGCAAGGACUACAAAUGAGGGCCAUAAACGCCACACAGUCGGCGGUGGGCAGCAUUUUCUUUAAAAGGUCCAUGUUUGAGGUGUUCGACAUGCCUCCAAGCUCGGACUUUUAUUGUAAAAUAUCCAUGAAGGGCUGUCUGGCCGUAUUUCGCAAUAUGAACGAGGUAGAGUACUGCGAGCUAAACCUUAUCGACAAUCAGACAAAUCUCCAGGUGAAUCUGCGCUGCAAGCUAGAGACCACCAAAGAGGCCACCAUUUCCAUUAUCGAUGAUCAGAACAUCAACACGAACGUCGACACGGACCAGAGACCAAAUAUAAUACGGGGCGACCACAAGCUUUUCAUGGACAUCUCCAACAAUUUCAAUUCCGCGGAAGAGGAACUAACAAUGGAGGCAAACACAGGCAGUCUGGUGGCCAAGAACUACAUCGAAGGCGCUCGGGUGAAUGAUAAAUUUAUGCGAACGCAACUAAAACUGAAGCCCAGCGAAUUCGACCAGUAUCAGGUGACUAAGGAGACAAUCAUUACGUUUUGCAUCAAGGAGUUUCGGGCUUUCCUGCUCUUUGCCGAGUGCUUGAAUGCUUCGCUGUCGCUGGAAUUCGACGAUGCGGGCAGUCCCUUCAUGCUAAAAAUCAAGAAACAUGGCGAGAUCGAGUGUCUCUUGAUAAUGUCCACAUUGUCUCCGGAUGAUGUAAGCUUCUCGGACGAUUACUGCCAGCGAGACCUGACCGUCGAAGAUGAAGAUGUGCCAGCUGCAUCUUCUAAACGCAAGAGCAGUACCCCGGGUCCAAGUGUGCAGCAAAAGCGACUACAGCAGGAUGGCCUGGUGGAUAUAGAUUCAAGUAUGGGAACCCCGCUCUUUCAGUUUCGACCCUCGGAAGCGCCGUCUGUGCAGCAGGCUCGAUUAUUAGCGGAGGUGGACACUGUGAUUCUGAUCGAAGAUGAGGCAGAGGAAGAGGCACUGAUGCUGGCAGCAGCCGACGCUGCCCUGGAGGCCAGCCAGUCGGUUCUUCCGACAACUGUGCCCGAGUCAGCAGUCGCCCCCGCACCGCCGAACAGUACAGAAGUUUGCUUCUACAAUACAGACGAUGUGCCACCCACGCAGUCUCCCACGUUUCCUGCUGACGACCAUCAGGAUGAUGAUGAGAGCAUACCGCAGUCCCCCGAACGCGUGACCAGGAUGCGCACCAUCUUCUCACGAUGUUUCCAGAGCACAUACGUUCCACGCGAGCCGUCGCCGAACAGUCAGGCGUAUGCUCCCAACUCCGAUACAGAGGAUUAGCCUAUAUUUGUUCGUUUAUUAAUAAAUUUGUGUGUUUGUAGUCAA
Messenger RNA from Drosophila persimilis, 1450 nucleotides. RefSeq names its product cell cycle checkpoint control protein RAD9A (gene Rad9). Gene Ontology annotation, cellular component: checkpoint clamp complex. Lineage: Eukaryota; Metazoa; Arthropoda; Insecta; Diptera; Drosophilidae. Bases 29 to 1405 code for a protein of 458 amino acids. The transcript has 4 exons. The record is from RefSeq and is a predicted model, not a curated record. Gene Ontology annotation, biological process: DNA repair; DNA replication checkpoint signaling; mitotic intra-S DNA damage checkpoint signaling.